AUGAAAGGACAACAUCACAUCCCUUCGUCUUGUGUACAGAUACUGCCCGCAACUCGUCUCUCUCCUCAGUCCAGGCGACGGGUGGACGGCGCAGGCUUCAGGCUGUUAAACCUCCGAAACCAUGGCCCAGGACAUGACUCUGCUGUGGGGCUCCGGCUCCGUUCCCUGCUGGAGGGUGAUGAUCGCCCUGGAGGAGAAGAACCUGCAGGGCUACAACCAAAAAAUGCUCUUCCUCGAGAAAAAGGAGCACAAGUCCAAGGAAGUGUUGGCUAUAAAUCCCCGGGGACAGGUUCCCGCUUUCAAACAUGGAGACAUCACUGUGAAUGAAUCCUGUGCUGCAUGUUUUUACCUGGAGAGUCUGUUUAAGUCCCAGGGAAACAAACUGAUCCCAGACAGCCCGGCAGAGCAAGCGCUGAUGUACCAACGCGUGUUUGAGGGUCUCACAUUCAACGAAAAACUCAAUGCGGUAGUCUACUAUGACUGGUUUGUCCCUGAGGGAGAGAGGCAUGACUCAGCUCUUAAGAGAAAGAGAGAGGCUCUGGCCACUGAACUCAAACUCUGGGAGGGUUACCUGCAGAAGCUUGGCUCAGGCACUUACCUGGGAGGACCAUCCUUCUCACUAGCAGAUGUGACCAUUUUUCCAACUGUUGCUACUUUUUUCAGAUUUGGGUUAUCUGCAGAGCAUUACCCUCAACUGGGAAAGUACUACGCUCAGCUGAAGGAGAGACCCAGCAUCAAAGCCACCUGGCCUCCUCAUUGGCUGGAGAAGCCCAUGGGAUGUGACACACUCAAAGACAUCUGAUAUUCACACUCACUUCGAAGCCACGUCUGCCUGUAACGUAGCAGUCUGGUUUCUCUAAAAAUGCUUUUGCUUUUGCUUUUGUUUAGUAUAGUUUUAACUCACACUUUUUCACUGUUGGCAUAGCAGAGUUACAAGAGCAGUUAAUGCAUUUUGAGUCUUCCUAUAGGUUUCAACCUUAGUGUUGAAUGUGAAUCACCUCUAUCAGAGAGCAUUGAGUCUGCAAUGAUAGCAUAGGCCAAAUAAAACCAAGCUGUGGCUGCUGAAGGCGUCAACAAAGUCUGAGAGUAAAAGAUGAAGAGUUUGAAUGUUAUGUGAUUAGAUGACCAUAUAAGAGCUGAACGCAACAUUGCAUUAACGCCAUAAAACCCCAAUAUUCAGGUUUAGUACACCACAGAUUAGAUUGCAGUAGAAAACGUAGGCGGUGUCUUUGAGGACGUGACAUAUUUGUUUGAUCGUCUGAAUGCACAUGCCAGAGCUGGUUUUCCUCUGCACCAGUUCUGCAGGUAACUGGAAUGCCCUGUGUCAUCAGAACUUUGCAUGCAGUGAAUGAGACAGUUGUACAUCCCAUCCUGUUCAUGAUUUUGCAUUUUACGCAGAAUGCAGACCCUCUUUGUGACAUUAACUGCAGUUAAAAUGUAGAUAUAUAAAAUGUAGAUUUGUGCACCAGCCAUGGAGAGGUGUUUUACAUAUGAGCUUGGGUUGAGAUCCUGCACACUCUACCGUGAGUGCAGCAGCUUUCACAGUUCUAUGGUCUACGUCUUGGCCCUUGAAUCCAAUCUACCGGCUGAAUGUUUCGGAUCUUUCUCUGAGCUCAUGCUUAGUUCUUGGCUCUGUGGACUGGGAGCUUCCUGUUUUGCCCCAUCAGCUGGUGAUUACAGGGGCAGUUGGUAUUUUAUUUGGAAAAGAUAAAACUCUCACGGGGCAUCCCCAUCCAACCAACAGCCUCUGCUUCCUGUCUGACAGGAGCAAUACACAUAUGCUUGGUGUCAGUUCAGGAGUUCACAGACAUGGAAUACUUAAGGAAUAUGUGUACUGUUCACUGUAAGAUCCAUCACACUUGGCUUUAAAAGCAUGCAUGCAUCAGUGAACCAGUAGCCUAUGCUGGAAACAUCUGCAGCCACGGGUCUCACUCUUCCCGACAAUGCCAGUGAAUUAAUGCUGAUGAUCACACGCUGACAGUCAGCCCGCAAGACCAAAUUUAUGAUAUUCGAAAAUAAAAGCCAAAUAGUGGGGAAACACCAGCUCUGAAUAAUAAAGGCCUUGUGUAACCGGUGAGUUAAAAGAAGUCAGUAUGUAUACGUAUCAGAGAGCUUCAUCUUUUCUACGGCGCCUCUACAUUAAAAAGGAAAACUGCAACCUGAA
This is a messenger RNA of Xiphias gladius (swordfish), 2164 nucleotides long. RefSeq names its product glutathione S-transferase A-like. The transcript has 6 exons. Gene Ontology annotation, molecular function: glutathione transferase activity; glutathione binding. Gene Ontology annotation, cellular component: cytoplasm. The record is from RefSeq and is a predicted model, not a curated record. The coding region runs from base 122 to 802 and encodes 226 amino acids. Lineage: Eukaryota; Metazoa; Chordata; Actinopteri; Istiophoriformes; Xiphiidae.